Pristis pectinata (smalltooth sawfish) is the source of this 7075-nucleotide messenger RNA. RefSeq names its product ras and Rab interactor 2-like. Gene Ontology annotation, molecular function: guanyl-nucleotide exchange factor activity; small GTPase binding. The transcript is spliced from 13 exons. Gene Ontology annotation, cellular component: cytosol; endocytic vesicle. The record is from RefSeq and is a predicted model, not a curated record. Bases 252 to 2909 code for a protein of 885 amino acids. Gene Ontology annotation, biological process: signal transduction; vesicle-mediated transport. Lineage: Eukaryota; Metazoa; Chordata; Chondrichthyes; Rhinopristiformes; Pristidae.
UGCGGGCCUUCGAGCCGGGAACGGGCUUGGGAAGCUCAGGUCUGCGGACAUAUGCCACGGUGAGAGGAGGAAGCCGGCAUCCGCCACACCCCUCAGCGCAGGUCUUGCCUUCCCAGGAAUCGAUAUGGGAAUAAAUCUUUGCUGCACUCCCUCCAUAGCAAGAACAUCCUUCCUCACUAAUGAGACAAAGUGCACUCAGUUUUUAAGGUCCGUCUGGCUAACUCUGAAGCUUUCCCAAAUAUUCACUGAGAAUGUCAGGUCUGGUUGAGCUGAGGAAAGGGAGUUUUUUUAAGCUGGUUGACACACUUGCCUUCGAGAUUGGAGAACUGAAAAUGGUUCAUUCUGCUCCUGAUUUAGACGAAGAUGCUCACUAUGCUAGGUGGCUACGUUUGCGAGGGGAUAUGGAUUAUGACCGUGAGAGAGAACAAGCUACUAAACACUGGCUGAGAGAUUCUGGCUAUGAAAGCUUCAUAUGCAACCUAAGCAUUUUUGAUCGUCUUCUGCAUACCUAUCCAGUCUGGCUACAACUCAGCUUGAGCGAUGAGGAUGCCCUACGCAUUCUGCAGCCCGAGGAUGCUGGGAUCUUUCUAGUUCGAAAAUCAUGCAGGACACAGAAGAAAAUCAUAUCCAUACGAUUACCUGAGUCAGGACCUCGCUUUAUUCAAGACUUUCCAAUAAAAGAAAGCCAAUAUACGUUCUCACUUGAAGGUUCCUGCCUGAGCUUCGCAGAUUUGUUUAGGCUCAUUGCUUUCUACUGUAUUAGCAGGGACGUGCUGCCUUUCCCUUUAAAACUGCCUCAUGGAAUCAGAGCUGCCAAGACAGAGGCAGAACUGGAAGCAAUUGCAUUCUUGGGUCUGGAGUUCUGGAGUUCUCCUGUGUACAAGAGAGUAGCCAAGAGCCCUGCACCUCCUACUAGUCCUCUCGGCAGAGGCAGUACUUGCACAGAGGCGAAGCAACACGCUCUCUCAAAUGAAGUACAUUCCAUACGAACACGAACGCCUUCGGAGCUGGAAUGCAGCCAGACUAAUGGUGCUUUGUGCUUUAUAAAUCCCCUUUUUCUAGAAGUGCACAGUAAGGAUAUUAACAGCAGCCUGAAAAGGCAGUGUUCAAAAACCAGGGAGACGGGCAGGCCCUAUUCCCCUCCUCCUCGACCACCACCACCACGGCUGAGCACAAAUAUGAACCAGGCGAGCAGUCCGGGGACAAGCAGCAGCCAAGCAAGUGAAGACACUGGCUCGUUCAAGCUCCCGGACUCAAAAGUUACUCCGAUUCCACCGCCUCGCAACAAGAAGCUAGCUACUAGUUCAGAAAUGGAAAGAAACUCGACACCUCCACUGAGGGCUGCAGUGAAACCUUCUUUUGAUUGCACAGCAGGAGAGGCAGUAACUGCUGGAAGCAAGGGCGAGGCUCAGACGUUGCUCAACGUGGCUUGUAGCAGUGACAGAUCAGCUGCAAGUAUCAGUGCUCAAAUCCAGGAAAUCAAAGACAGGCAGCGACUGAGUGACAUGAGCAUGUCAACCACGUCCACAGAAUCGGAUUCCAGCACUAUGGACAUUGAGCGCAAUUGUCCGUACAAUCAUGAAGGCGACACGAACAGCAGCUUGGAGGAUUCUGAUGGUGAGAGCGAUCAGGAGGUGCCCCCACCUUGCACCCCAAAGAAGAAAAGACAUGGGUCCUUUGUCUUCCCAAAAAUUGUAAAGACGCACAUUCAAAAAGUGAGUGGCGUGUUUAGCUCCUUUAUGACUCCGGAGAAGAGGAUGGUGAAGAAAAUUGCAGAAAUGGCCCAAGACAAGCACACGUACUUCGGGUGCCUGAUCCAGGACUACAUCAGCUUCUUCAAGGAAAACAAAGACUGCCACGUCUCCAGCACAGACAUGCUGCUCACUAUUCGCCAGUUCAUGACCCAGGUUAAAAUCUACUUGACUCAGAGCUCAGAACUGAACCCGCCAAUCGAGUCUCUCAUUCCAGAAGAUGAAAUAGAUAUUGUUUUAGAAAAAGCAAUGCAUAAAUGCAUACUGAAGCCCCUGAAAUCUUACAUUUACACAACUUUGAUACAAUUUCAUGCCGCUGAUGGCUCCUGGAAGCAGCUGAAAGAAAAUCUACUCUCCGUUAAGCAGAAGGUACCUCAGGAGCUCGGAGUAAAUGCUGCCAUCCCUGAUACUGUUACCCUGGAGAAAAUAAAGCAGAAGUUUUCAAAUAUGCGCAAGACGUAUUCUCCUGAGAAGAAGGUAUUCCUCCUACUGAGAGUCUGCAAAGUUAUCUACACUGUUAUGGAGAACAACUCAGGGAGAUUAUAUGGGGCUGAUGACUUCCUUCCCGUACUGACCUAUAUAAUAGCCCAGUGUGACAUGCCUGAGUUGGAUAUUGAAAUUGAAUACAUGAUGGAGCUCCUGGACCCAUCACUGCUGCAUGGUGAAGGUGGCUACUACCUGACUAGUGCAUACGGCGCCCUCUCACUAAUAAAGAAUUUCCAAGAGGAACAGGCAGCCAGGUUACUGAGCUCGCAGACCAGGAACACUCUGAACCAAUGGCACAAAAGGAGGACCACUAGCAAUAGAAGCAUUCCCACUGUGGAGGACUUUCAGAACUACCUACGUGUGGCCUUCAACAACAUGGCAAGUGGCUGCACAGCCAAGACGUUACUGGUACAGCCAUUUACUACGACAGAGGAGCUGUGUGCUCUUUGUGCAGCCAAAUUCCAGGUCGAGGACACUCAGAACUAUGGGCUUUUCCUCCUCAUAAAUGACACUUGGCAGCAGUUGGCUCUCGACACCUUCCCGCAGAAGAUCAAAGCAGAGCUGCACAGUAGGCCUCAACCCCAGCUUUUCCAUUUUGUCUACAAGCGCCUUCACAGUGACCUUCCCAACAAUAUCAAUGUCGCUUCUGAGGAAUAUAACAGAACUUCGUGAACAAGGACUUUUGUUGUCGCCAGGCACCUUGAAGGCCAUUUGGUUUUAUUUGUGCUAACUUUUGUAGCAUGCCAGGGGUGCAUGCUCUUAUAACCCAGUAGACCUUAACAUGUGAAGCCUUGCCAAUGUUCUUGGAACCAUGUGCAAUGCUUUGCAAGAGAUGCAGCUGGUUAUUGGGUUACUGCAUCAGGUAUUCACUCUGUGUGUGGCAAAGACCAGUCAGAUGCAAUGCAUCAGUAAAACUGUCACUGUAGUUGGAUGAUUUGCAUCCUGCUCUUAGACUUAAAAAGUGGGAAUAAAAUCAGUUUGGGCGCAGGCUGCAUAAAUGGUUUUAUGUCUAUAGGAAGACUGUUUCUGUGGAUCCCAGAGACAUUAAUUUGAUAGCAGUUGCUGGUUAACUGAGAGGUCUCUUAUUAUUAUAUUUUUAAGCCAGAAUUUAUUAUUCUUAUAAACAUCUGGGCAUAUAAUGGUAACAAUUAAUUUGGGGAUUUUUUUAUUAUUCACUAUAUAUAUUGUUUUUUUAAUCUUGACAAUAAUGUUUGCGCUGAUGAAUGAAAUUGUUCUUUACAUCAUUCACCUUACAGCUGGUGUACAAUAAUGUAGUAGUGCGUCAGAACUUUCUGUCUUGCAACAUCAUCUGGGUUUCAAUUGGGCUCCAGCAUCAAAAUGGAUUAUGACAUCAUGCUGUAAAAUAUUCGGUGGCCUUUGUGCAGGGAAGGGACUGUUGUUCCAGGCACACUGAUCAGUGUCCAGUUCCACAUUGGUGCAGAAUUGAUUUACAAGAACAGUAUCUGGGAUGCGGGACUGUAGUUAUGUGGAGAGACAAUAGAAGCUUGGGUUGUUUUCCUUGGAAUAGAGAUGUUUAAGGGGAGAUGUGAUGGAGGUGUUCGGAAUGAAGAAGAGUAUUAAUAGAGUGAAUAAGGAGAAUGUUUUCCAGUGGAUAGAAUCAGUAAUCAGCAGGCAUUGAUCUUAAAAAUUGGCAAAAGAAUUAGAGGUGACAUUAUUUGCUGCAUGUUGCAGUGAAUUGCACUGCGAUUAAAGCAUGGUUUAAAUAGAUUAUAAUACCUUUCAAGGGAUUUGGAUACAGAGUUGAAAGGGGAUCAAUUUGUAUGGGUGUGGGAUGAGAAUGGCAUUGACUGACUCACUCUUUCAAAGAGCUGGCAGAUGACUAAAGGGCCAUAUCAUCCUAUGAAUCUGUGGAGAGAACACAAGGUAAAGGGAAUAGCAGGAGGCUGGGUGCUGAAGCACACUGAUAGGCUAGAACUACACCCUGUAUCCAAGCCAAGUGUUUAUGACACUAGAUGCCCAAAAUGAAGCAUGUUGCUUUUCCUAUAAUUAUUAAUCACUCAUCUUGAUGAGAACAGAAUAUGUGUUAUUGGUACAGCCCCUUGGAGCUUUAGUAUUAUAAAGUUGGGCAUUGGAAAGUGUGUAUGAGAGAGAGAGGGGGGAAAAAUGAUCAGCAUAAGAGAAGAACAAAGUGAUUUGGUUUCUCAGAGGGUCAUGGUGGGCCUGGCAGUAAAGAAGAUGGACCUGGCCACAUAAUAGGUUUAGCUCCCAACUUUACCUGUCACUUGAAUCCACCUGCUGUAGUCCUUUCCUGCUGGGCUGCCAGAUGAUAUUCAGGGUAGAAAGGAAAACCUGAUACUGUAUCUAAAGUCAGUUGUUUACAUUACUGUAUCUUUACUGCAACCAAUUACCACUUCAACAUUCCAUGCUGGCAUUCUCAAGUGUGCUGUCCUAUACAGUAACAUUUCAAUGGCUACCAUAUUUUCUAAUAUCUUUACAACCUGCAUUGAGGGCCCCACUACUGAUGACGUUUUGUGUUGUGCUGUGAAAUUAGGUGAAUUUUAAAGUACUCUGCCUUGGAGCGGUGCUCUUUCUUGUCAGCAGCUCGAGUUAGAAUCUAGCCCAGAGCAAAAUGUUCAAACACUCCUUUGUGCACUUAAACUGGACAGUUUUAAGGCAGUGGCUACUAAAGUUGAUGGACUUGAGUUCGAGGAGCAUAAGGAUGGGUGGUGGGAAAUAGAAAGCUUCACGUUGAUGCUACAAGGCCAUUUGGAAGGCCUGCUUGGAACAUCAGAAAAGCUUUCCUGAUUUCCCUCUUCCCGGUCAGUAAACAGGAGUACCCAAGGUACUCUAAACCCAUCCAAUCCAUGAAGGGUCACAUUUCCUGCUGUGUCCCACAGCAUGUGGUUGACCUCAUGCUGGUGAUACAGACAGGAAAAUCAGGAGCAGAGCCUGGACUCUUGAACCUCACAGUUGAGGACAUUCUGGAUGCCAGCGGAGAAGAAAGAGAUGUAUACAUAAAACAAUGGCCUACCUAUGGAUCCUGUGAUUCAUUUUCUGAUUUGCCUCUGCACGUAGGCACCCCAUAUGCAUAAUUUCUGGUAAGAGGUGUGCCCUCUGCUACCUCAUUAGUGUGGUCAGUCUGGUGUGCAUUUUCUGUGCCCUCUGGCCAGGCUUGCUCCUGCAGGGAACCUUGGAGCAACAAUAAAGGAUCAUAGACACAGGAGACCAGAUGCUGGGAUCUAGAGCAAAAAAAACAAGCUGCUGGAUGAAGUCAGUGGGGCAGGCAGCAUCUGUGGACCUGCACCGAUGCAGUGUCUCAAUUCGAAACGUCGGCUAUCCCUUUGCCUCCGCAGAUGCUCACCUGACCCGCUAAGUUCCUCCAGUAGUUUGUUUUUUUUUGAAAAGGAUCAUCAACCUGGGCCUCCAACCUUUUUUUCCUUCUUGGCUCGUAGAAUGGACAGUCCCCAGAAAACGGGGAUUUAUGCAGUACCAAAGCUGAAUGUGCUCAGUGGUAACACUAAAAGUGGGACAAAAUGUUCCACUUCCUUGCACCAAAACCUUCCUGAUGACCAUAAAAAAUAUAAGUCUCCAGUCUGUUGCCCCUCCAAACUUUCCCAAUUGAUUGUGGAAUAAAAUUAUUGAUUGUGCGUAGAAAUCCAAAGGAAAGGCUUGAUGCUGAAGGACAUGGAGGCAAAUUAAGGCUCGGAAAAAAUCAAAUAUUUUAAGAAAAAUAACUCACGGAUCUGCUCCAUAAACAGUUUACAUUUGCACAGAGUGACCCAGCUCUAUGUAACAAAAGGACAGCAUCAACACAGCCAGGAUCUGAUAUUUCUGGUCUUCUACAAAGAUGAUUUGUCGUGCAGGCAAAGAUAUUUCUAAAUUGGAAGAGCUUUCAUUCCACAUGAUUCUCUACUUGCAAUAUUGAAUAACAAAAUUAUCAGCAAUGGGGCCUGAGAGGCAUUUUGUUUAAUUUGCACAUCACAAUCCCACUCUUGAGCUGCUUGCUGCAGUUCCUCUGGCCAUUUGCCAAUUAUUGCACAAGUACCCUGCAAUCUUACAAGCUUAACAUUAACUGCCGUACAAAAAUAUAACAUCAUUUUUAGCUGCAAAAAAAGUUUCAAAAGAUUACACUUCUGAUUCUGCUGACGAGAUUUGUGAUUCUCUGUUCAGCUAUGUAGGCCAGUAAGAUUUAUAUGGAGGAAACUAUUCUGUGCAUGAGCCUCCUUGACAUUUUCAGCAGUUGCAAUAGUGAUAAAUCACAAGGGAACCACAGGCAUUGGGAGUUGCUGCUCUGCUGUGGGUUAUAUUCAUUAUCUGAUUUCCGGAAUACUUUGUGAUUUGACUCCCGUGAAUUGGCAUUAUAUCCUUCCGGACAAGCCUAUAGUCCAAGAUUUUUUAGAUUUCCAUUAGUUUCAUUUAAGUUUUAUCAUCUUGCAUUUCCAAGAUAUGAACUAUAUCCUGGUUUUAUGACCUUUUACUUGUCUGGUGCAUUUCUAGAAAAGUUAGGCAUUUUAUGCAAUGGCAGCUCAUUCACUGGUUAACGCAAAUCUUUGUUUCAGUGAUGCAAUUGAGUCUUGUUCUGUGCAUCAGCUGGUUUAGGAAGCAAAAUUGACAAUUGCCAGUUCAGUACAGGUUAUACCAUUGUGUACUACGGGAACAAAUUGUUAACCUAAAAUUGGCUUGCAUUGAGAUUACAUUUAGGUAGGUGGUCUCUUUUUUAAUGAAUCAGCAUUUGUGAUUUGUAUUUGUAGUUUAGAACAGCACUAAGAAUUUGUAUACCAUCGUGGCAAUAAUAUUUGUCUACAUCAAUCCAAAACCCUUUUAUACUGUAGUCACAUACUGUGCAUACUCCGUACAACCGAAACAUUGGAUUUUGC